AUAAAAGCGCCGCAUUGUUGUAUCUAAUCGUAAAAAGGGAUCGUAAAACUUUCAAGCUUACUAUUUAUGUUCCGUGCUUCUGUCUUGUGGACAUUAUAGUGCGGAUAUCUCAAUUGGACACUCAUCGAUAAUUUCACUCGGAUAAACUAUUCACGAAAAAUGGAGCCGGCAGAAUUUGGUAAUUGUAGUAGUAAAGAGACUUCUGAACCCGGUGGUGGUAGUUGUGGUGGUGGCUGUGGCACGUCGAUGUUUUCAAACAUGGAUGCUCUGUUCGAGGAGAGGAGUCGAUUGAAUGCAGACGAGUUUCCAUUACUCACACAAGUUGUUGAUCGAGAAUUAGAGUUGAUAAGAACUGGACAAGAAGAUGGUCAUUUCAUAGACUUACUGUCCAAGAAACCUACAAGAGUCGCUUUAAAAUUCAAAUUGCCAGUUAAAGAAAACCCACAAGUCAGUUAUGUUGGCAGAAUAGUGGGGCAGUCGGGCAAAACGGUGAAGCACUUGCAUAAGUUGACAGGCUGUAAGAUAUCUGUCUAUGGGGAGGGCUCUAUCAGGGACAAAGCGAAGGAGGAAGAAUUGAGGCAGCAGGGAGGCAAAUAUUCUCACUUGAACUUUGACCUUCAUGUUGUCAUUGAAACUUGGGGACCAACUGUGACAGCCUACCAGAGGAUCACACAUGCCAUGACCCUUCUUUCAGCUCUCAUAUCUCCUAGCUACUUAGAGGGUUCAGAUCCAGUUGGUUUUCUGUCAUUGUACAACCAGUCACUCGGCUACUCUACACCUCAUCAGGCCAUCAUGAGUCCCCCUCCACCCUCUCCUCAGAUGAAAUCUUCCAUGAGGGGGGCAUCUGGUAUGAGAAACAUGGGGAUGCAGAGGGGCUCCAGUAGGCCCCCUCUACCACCUCAAAGACCCUCCCAACAAAUGGCAUCUUCUAUGGCAGCUCCUCGACCUCUGCCUUCUCCAAGGAGAGGAGGUGCAUUCAACAGAGGAAGGGGUAACAUAAGGGGUGGAGCUUCUGUUACAAAUGUUCAAAACAUGCAAGCCUGGCCGACUUACAACGAUCAAUCUUACGGCAACGAUAGUUACAGUAGUAAUAAUUAUGCUGAUGGCGGGAAUGCAGAAAACGGUUAUACCCAGGAAAAUUAUGACAGCAAUAAUUAUUCAGAGGGUAGUUUCAACUAUGGCUCCGACACUGACAAUAGCUACGCUCAAGAAAACCCGCCAUGGAACAAAGGGUACCAACAGGGUCCUGUGAGACGCAGCAAACCUAUUACGAGUGGAUACAGGGCCAAACCUUAUUAACAUUUAUUCUUAAAAACUGUUGCAUUAUUUUGAAGUAAUGGUCUUUAUUAAUAAUGUCAAUGUGUAUAUUUCAUUUUUGUACUUAUUAAUUUUGAUAUUUAAAAGCAUACUUUUUUAUACGAUGUUUACGCUGAUACAAACUAGGCUUUUGGUUUUUCUUAAGGAAUGUGUUGUUGAAUGAUAAUAUGUUGCAGGCAGGUAACAACUGUAAAGAAAUUUGAAUAAAUUGUGUCAUUUCAUUUAUAAGAUCAAAAUUUUCUGUUUGUUUAUAUUUGUUGAUUAUAUAUAUAUAUAUACUUAUAAAUAUAUAUAUAUAUAUAUAUAUAUAUAUAUAUAUAUAUAUAUAUAUAUAUAUUGGAAAUAAAUCAAGUUUGAAAAUUGU
Messenger RNA from Helobdella robusta, 1681 nucleotides. RefSeq lists its product as hypothetical. Gene Ontology annotation, biological process: regulation of mRNA splicing, via spliceosome. NCBI's taxonomy places the organism in Eukaryota, Metazoa, Annelida, Clitellata, Rhynchobdellida, Glossiphoniidae. Gene Ontology annotation, molecular function: mRNA binding. Gene Ontology annotation, cellular component: nucleus. The coding region runs from base 160 to 1299 and encodes 379 amino acids. The transcript is spliced from 8 exons. The record is from RefSeq and is a predicted model, not a curated record.